CGUAAGCAGGAUGCGUUUGGGUUCGAGAGUUCAGUGGGAACGGUUCGUCACUGUGGCUGAGUGUUAGCUGUCGACGUCGAGCUCCACAUCUGUAAGUCUGCCAGGAUGGUUGCGCUUUCUAAAGAGUAUGGAUAUGUGGUGUUAACUGGCGCUGCCAGUAUGGUGAUGGUUGCACACCUGGCCAUGAAAGUAGGCAAAGCCCGCAAGAAGUACAACGUGCGGUAUCCUCAGAUGUACAGCGACGACCCUGCAACUGGCAAGAUUUUCAACUGCAUCCAGCGUGCACACCAGAAUACCCUGGAGAUAUACCCUGCCUUUCUUUUCUGCCUCGCUAUUGGUGGUUUGCAUUGUCCUCGUCUUGUCAGUGGACUUGGAGCUGUAUGGAUCAUAAGCAGAGAGGUGUACGCACAUGGGUACUCCACUGGAGAUCCUAAAAAGAGAAUGCGUGGAGCCUUCGGGAACAUAGCCUUGCUCGGGAUGAUUCUGACCACGUUCAGCUACGGCCGCCACUUGCUCGGCUGGACGGGACCACGGAUGGGCCGCUUCCGUCAAAUCAGCGCUUCAAAUUGAGGACGAAACUCACUCAGUCAUUCGCCUUAUAAUCAAAGCCACUCUGCAUAACCCAUAUACUGUGCGACAUGUGUGCUAACCUCGAAUGUAACACUUCAUAUCAGGCAAAGUUUAUGCUCUCAAGUGACCUGACUGGUUUCUCAUUUAGUAUAAAGGUUGUGCUGCUGUUUUGAUGGGCACUCCCACAACAUGCAGCCUGUCAGUCUGUCUUGAGAGCGUUUUCACUGGCGCCCUGAUUUCGACAUCUUCAAUUAGGUGGCCUCAUGGCUUUUCAUGUAAUCUGUAAUUUUGCUGUAAACAAAUGAAGAUGCUGUAACAAAAAGUGCAUUUUCAGAGGGAGUUUAGCCCUGCCAUGUUUGAUGAAGUGACUAUCAUCUUGUGUUUGCAUUUGUCCAGAUUUUGUAUAUGAAUGAAUACCUAAAAUAGGUUAGUGAGGAAAGAUUGCUGUUGUAGAGUAAAAAAAAACCCUCCAUUAUUCCAGUCAUUCUGAUUGUCAUUUUAAUUUUUUAGAUUGUAUUUUUCAUACUGAUAAAAGGUUUUGACAUUUGUCAUGCUGAUGAUAUCAAAAUGUAAUACGUUAGUUAUAAAUCAUUUGCAUUGGGAGGUGAAUGGGUAUUGACUGAAUGUGAGUCCUGUCAACAUCGGUUUGUGUUUAAGGGAGUGGCUUUCUUUUUAUAAAGCUGAGCAAUUGUUCAAAGUCCA
This is a messenger RNA of Chelmon rostratus (copperband butterflyfish), 1272 nucleotides long. RefSeq names its product microsomal glutathione S-transferase 3a (gene mgst3a). Gene Ontology annotation, cellular component: membrane; nuclear envelope; endoplasmic reticulum. Gene Ontology annotation, molecular function: glutathione transferase activity; glutathione peroxidase activity. The transcript has 6 exons. The record is from RefSeq and is a predicted model, not a curated record. The coding region runs from base 106 to 570 and encodes 154 amino acids. NCBI's taxonomy places the organism in Eukaryota, Metazoa, Chordata, Actinopteri, Chaetodontiformes, Chaetodontidae.